This is a messenger RNA of Macrosteles quadrilineatus (aster leafhopper), 4101 nucleotides long. RefSeq lists its product as uncharacterized. Lineage: Eukaryota; Metazoa; Arthropoda; Insecta; Hemiptera; Cicadellidae. The record is from RefSeq and is a predicted model, not a curated record. The coding region runs from base 53 to 4093 and encodes 1346 amino acids. The transcript is spliced from 2 exons.
AGGUUUGUUUUCGUGUAGUUUAUUGUUUAUAACUGUACUUUUCUUUCUAAAAAUGUUUAAAUUUCUUGUAAUAUAUCUGUGGCUGUGUGAUUCACAUCAAGUUUGGAACGCUCCUAUUAUAAAGGCAUCAGGUGUUAAAUGGACGGAACCAAAAGGUAAUGGAAAAGGAAAUCUCACAAUAAUAAUGAUACCACAAAACAACUCUUGUAACGACACGGACAUGUUGAUAGCUGUAAAAUCUGACUAUCAGAUACUAUCCCAGGAUACUCAACUGUUGAACUUGGUUAUUAACGAAUGUCAAAAUAAUACACUAAAUGAGUCAAAGAGCGAUGAAAAUCAUGGAAAUGGAGCAAUUUCCAAAAACUUGAAUGAAAAAUGGAAUCACCAUGAGUUACACAGUGAAAAUAGUUCUUGGGUAAACUUUACGGAUUAUAAUGUACAACAUAAACAAGCAACCUCCCCAAAUCUGACAGCAAAUAAGGAUGGAAUAUCAAUAAAAUAUACAGAAUGUAUUGAUCGAAGUAUGUCAUUAAAAACCACCCCAUUCACUCGCAGUGAUCAAAAAGAUGUUUUCGGGCUAGAUUCUGUAAACCAUACUACUAAGGCAUAUCAAAACCAAAACACAUCUAUGUCAGGGCUAAGUAAAAGCUAUAUACCGAACACUAUGGAAGAAUGCCCAAAUCAGAACUACUCUAAAAAUGAACUCUUUCUUAAGGACCCGAAACAUUACACUGAAUUGAGGUUACUGAAAGAUUCCUUAAACCUUAUACAACUCCAAAAUUCUCAGUCAGAUCAAAUCAACAGUCCCGCAAAAGAUAAUAUGAACCUUAAAGCUGACACCCAAACCCAUGGAAAUUUAUUGAGAUAUCGGAGCUCUGCUAAUGAAGAGGAACAACAUGCAGAACUUAUUGGCAAGGGUGCAAACCAUGCUAACUUUUAUGAACCAGAUAAAAAGCAUUUUAAGCAAGCAAAUAAACAGAGCAAUACAAACCCAAGUGAAAUAAAUGACGUUUUUAAAUUUUUAAGAGCUGUUAAUGGUGAACCUACAACUAAUUCAAUUCGUGAAAGUAUUCCAGCAGUUCUCAAAGUCUUGGGAGUCUCUGAAGCAACCCCUGUAGAAGUGCCAAAGGAGAUUGGGUCAGGUAUAACGGGUAAUAAUAGUGUUUCAACUAAUCAUUUUACAGUCAGCAAUAAAAAUGCUGCAUCAAACAUUUUUUACAAGAGCGAAUCUAAAGUAUUUCCAUUUUCAAAUAACAAAACAGAACCAAUUGAUAGAAUGACAAUUCAUCAGUCGGGAGAAGUUUCUAACAAUACAAACACAAAUAUGAAAUCUUUUGACAAUCGUUUUAAUGAAGUGGUUGAUAUGAUUAAUAAAAUAAAACAAGAACACUUAAAAGAGGAGAGCAACUCAAGAUCCGAUCUUUUGUCUAAUAACCAAGCAGAACUGGUUGCUUCAGAAGAGGGAGAAUUUGACAGCAAAGGAAAAGUACAAAAGGAGGAUUUUCCUGGUCUUUCCUCCGAUGAAGCUGUUUUAAAAAAGCAACUAAUACAUUUCUUGAAUUCAAAUUUGAAUGACGAAACACAAUCAGAUGGAAGUGGAAAUUUAGGAAAUGAGCAUGCAAUUACAACACUACUAAUCGAUAGGAAGAUAAAUACAGAUGAUUGUGUUACUAACAGCCAAAACACGUCAUUUGACUCACUAAGUGGCAAAGAAAUUAAAGGAAAUGUUUCGUACAGUAAAACGGACGACACUGUUUCAAUUAAAAGUAAAGAACCAACAAAAAAUACUACUCCUUUAAAUGAUGCUGAAAAUACAGACCCCUAUGUUUUGAAUACAAACGGAACAGUACCUCAGACCACUCUUGGUACUUAUAACACUGGUUUUACAAUGAAUGUUUCUGCAGAUGUUAUUAAAAAUAUAGUAACUACUGGAAAUGAAUCCCAAAUUACAACUAUUUCACCAAUGUCUAAAGAGAUGCUGUCAGCUUCACCUAUAUGUAAAACUUCAAUUAUUUAUAUAUGUGAUCCACAAAAUGUUACAGAAACUACAGAACCUUUACAAGAAAAAGUGGAAGAAACAGUACCUACAAAUGUAGGUAAUGAAACUAGUAUAACACAAGCUGUGAUGCAGGAAUCGUUGAUGAAAAUUACCCUGACACCAAAGAUUGACUGUGUGUCGUAUUUAAAAUCAAAACAGUUAUCAAUCUUAACCACCAAAGAUCCAAAUACACUGUCGGACCAGGAGGAAGGGGGAACAGAAACAGCUGUUCUCCCUCUCUUAGAAUCCGCAAUGUUCUUGACAAAUAAUAGAGAAAUACCAAAUGGCAAGAAUAUCCCGAUCUUCGUUAACUCUUCUUCAAAUGACCAUCAAAAUGAUGAAUUGUUGACAAGACAUGAUGAAAAAUUAGCCAAAUUCCAUGCUUCAGAUGUAUUGCUAAAAAAAGAUCUGUUUGGAGACAUGCCACCGAAGAUUUACCAAGUAAAUGAUAAAAUAAGAAAUAAAAUUCCUAUGAUAAGCUUGAAACCGCUGAAUAAUGAGCAGGGGGUUUAUUCUGCCCAGGUGCGAGUAGCUGGAAGUAAUUUGAUUGUCAACCAAAUGCCUUCUUAUAGAUCGGAAAAGUUUAAGAAAGUCUGUGAAUCUACAUCAAGUAAUAAUACUCAAAAUGAGGAGUUAGAUGCUGAUGGUGAUGAAUAUCAGGAGUUUCCAGGAAAUCAGUCUACCACAAAGCCUAAAGCUGUCAUGCAUGUGACGAGUACAUCAAACGAAAGUGAUGGUAGAAGUCACAGCAGCAGCUCACAUUUAUUAGUGGAUCAAACAAUUACACCUCAGCCUGAUAUUGUAAGCAAAGUUAAAGAUAAAAAUUACACCAAGAAGAGCUCUUUACUCACCAGCACAACUGCUCCAAAACAAUCUGAAGUUGUACUGAAAGAAAUGGAAACUGUAUUGAAAAGCUCUAUUAAUCAUCAUACUGCUUCCAAACCAUACACUACACCAUCAACAAAAAGACCUGGUAGCUAUGGAUUUGGAGAUGAUUUAGUUCUAAACAGUUCACCUAUUACAAAAUUUAAAAAUGAGGGGGUUAAGCCCUCAACUAUAUCCCACCUAAAAACCAAUUUAACAACCAGGAAACCUCUGCCCAGUAGUAACUCCUUGACAACAUUUAUGAGCAAAGAAGAAAAGUCAACAAUGCCUCAAAAUGAAAAUGACUUUUCAAACAAAGAUUCUUGCAUUACUCUUUGGAACGGCGGAGUUGAGGAUGGAUCUGCCCAAACCACAAAAUGGAUAACAAGAAAGCCAAAUAUGAAAGAAUUUCUCAAUGAUGACGAGAUACAAAUUAACCGAGUAGCACCAGUAAUAAACUAUGUUUAUGGACCCUCAAGUUCUUUCUUAAAUAAUGAUUUAAUUAGGAAAGAUGAAACUAAAACAUCUUCAGAGAGAAAAAUGAAGGAUUCUGAAAAUGUAAACCCAACACUUGAUGAUCGCUAUAAGUCUAUGAUCAAGGAACAUUCUUCAGAAAUCAAUGAACAGGAAAACCUGAGCGGAUUUCAUAAACACAUUAUGAAGAUAGAAAAAUGUAAUGAGAAUCAUACUCCAUCAGGGCAGAGGGAAAUCGUCAUACAGAUUUUGAGAAACACAAAAAACCCCAGUAGGUACAAUGCAAAAGAGAAUGAUGUAUUAUUAGAUGAUUCUGAAAUUCCUACCACUGCUCCUGUUUUGAAAAUUAAAAAUCCUUUUUCAAGAACAUAUUCAAAAGGACUGAUUAAACCGGGGGGAUAUGAAAUAGAAGUCCCUGGUGCAGAAAAUAUUAACAAACUAGAUUUGAACCAGCGACAUUCAGAACACACAGAAGAGGAAACUAAUAAAGAAGGCAACUCCGAUAAAUGCUGUAAAAAAUCUCAAUCCAGCAGAGAAAGUAAUGUAGGUAGUAUGAACUUUGAAAUAGAAAGUAAUGAAAAUGCUGUUCAAGAAAUACCAAAGAAUAGUGAGGUACAAAUGAGCAUCUUGAAACAAAGACAAAAAGUUUAUAAACCUCCUUAUUUUAAUGAUUUAAAAUUGGUUAUAGACCCUAAUAAUGCAAUAAAUAUUACCUAAUAAAUAUA